ACUGGUCAAGAGUAUUUGAGGCUUUUGCUGAGAUUUCAAUAACUUUGAGGGAAGCAGACAUUUUUCUUUCUAGGGGGCGCACUUUUGGAGUGGGGGAUUAUUAUCUGAUGAUGAAACCAGCUUUGCUCGCACUGUUUGUGUGUUUGUCUUCUGUUCUCUUCUCUUCUUCUUCUUCUUCUUCUCUCAGGUUGGAAGGUCAAUCAAGAUUCCAUACAGGCAGGUGAUCUGAAUCUACCAAGCCUUUUUCAGUGUGUCCUGUGCUUCAUUUCUAGAGCUGGGUUUGUGGUAUUUGUGUCAAAGAAGGGAUUUUUGGGUUGUGGGUUGUCUCAAGAAGUGGUAAAGGGGGGAUUAUUUGGUGAUUCUGAAUGGGGGGGUUUCAGUUCUUUGGCUGAUUUAGUGGGGUAGUGGAUGGGAUUUAAAGGGUAGUUGGGAGAUUCCAAGAUUUGAUUAAAGGGGAUGAAGGGGAGGUUGGUGGGAGGUAAAGUUGGGAUUUUUAUGGGGAUUUGAUGUUAUCUGAGCUUGGGAUUAGGGUUUGUGAAAGAUGGGAUUAGAGGGUGAUGUUGUAAAGGUGGAGAAGGUGGAGGCUUGGGAUGUGGGAAAAUCAAAGGGGAUGAUGAUGAAGAAGAAGAAGAAAGAAGGAGGGGAGUCUGGGGAGGGCACUGGGUGCUGGUUUAAACUCAGGUUUAUUGGUAGCUGUAUUUCUUCAAGAUCUAAGGUGGAUAACUCCAUCAGUGGCAUCAGUGCUCGCUGUGCAGAAAGUAAAUCGACAAAUGAUACGAGCAUAGGCCAGGCAGUAGCUCCGGUUAUUUCAUCCACCACUACGAGUAACGCGGAAAGCAAUGCAUCGACCUCCAAACUUGAAGAAGAACUUAAAGUCUCGUCUUUGCUUCGAAAGUUCACGUUUAACGAUCUUAAGUUGGCAACGAGAAAUUUUAGACCGGAAUCCCUUCUCGGAGAAGGGGGUUUCGGCUGCGUAUUCAAAGGGUGGAUCGAAGAGAACGGCACGGCACCGGUUAAACCCGGGACGGGACUUACUGUUGCUGUGAAAACGCUGAAUCAUGACGGGCUUCAGGGUCACAAAGAGUGGCUGGCCGAAGUGAGUUUUCUCGGUGAUCUCAUCCAUCCUAAUUUAGUUAAACUGAUUGGUUACUGCAUCGAAGAUGAUCAGAGGCUUCUAGUUUACGAAUUCAUGCCUCGAGGAAGUCUGGAGAACCAUCUCUUCAGGAGGUCUUUGCCUCUUCCGUGGUCUAUCAGGAUGAAGAUUGCUCUCGGUGCUGCUAAAGGUCUUACUUUUCUUCACGAGGAAGCUCAGCGGCCAGUCAUAUACCGUGAUUUCAAAACAUCCAACAUAUUACUAGACGCCGAUUACAACGCCAAGCUUUCUGACUUCGGACUUGCCAAAGACGGUCCCGAGGGCGAUAAGACGCAUGUCUCUACUCGUGUCAUGGGAACAUAUGGUUAUGCGGCCCCGGAAUAUGUAAUGACAGGGCAUUUGACAUCGAAGAGUGAUGUCUACAGCUUUGGUGUAGUGCUUCUUGAAAUGAUUACAGGUAGGAGAUCGAUGGACAAGAACCGACCCAACGGGGAGCAUAACCUCGUGGAAUGGGCGCGGCCCCACAUUGGCGACAGAAGGAGGUUUUAUCGGCUGAUAGAUCCUAGGCUGGAGGGGCAUUUCUCGAUAAAAGGCGCCCAAAAAGCAGCGCAAUUGGCAGCCCGGUGCCUCAGCCGAGACCCGAAAGCCAGACCUAUGAUGAGCGAGGUUGUCGAGGCGUUGAAGCCGCUGCCGAACCUCAAGGACAUGGCGAGCUCGUCCUACUAUUUCCAGACCAUGCAAGUCGACCACCGCAUCGGGUCGAGCCCGAACGCGAGAAAUGGCGGCGGUGGCGGCAGAGUGCCGCCCCCGUCGUUCGCCAAGAACGGUGGCGGACAGCAGCAGCACCCGAGGAGCCUGUCGAUACCAAACGGCUCCUCACUUACUUCCCCCUACCAUCACCAUCAGUUUCUGCAGAAUUCACCAAAACCAAAUGGCAAAGCUUAGAAUUGGAUUGGCAGUUGACUCAUCUCCACCAUUCUUUAUCUCUCUCUCUCACCCAAAUUAUGAAGAUGCCUUUUGUUUGGCCAGCUGGCAAAGGAAGAAAAUCAGGUUUUAUUUUUUUCUUUUUCUUUAAAUUUUCUUUUCUUUAAAAAAAAAAAUCUGUUGAGACUGGUGAACUCCCCCUGGAAAUGAUUGUAAUGUAAGCAGAGCUAAAGUGUCCAUGGAGUAAAUAUUUUGUAUGUUAAUAUAUGAGCUCUCAUGUGGUGAUUCUCCUCACCUUA
Messenger RNA from Ipomoea nil (Japanese morning glory), 2316 nucleotides. Its product is annotated as probable receptor-like protein kinase At5g15080. Lineage: Eukaryota; Viridiplantae; Streptophyta; Magnoliopsida; Solanales; Convolvulaceae. Gene Ontology annotation, biological process: protein phosphorylation. The transcript has 6 exons. Bases 542 to 2038 code for a protein of 498 amino acids. Gene Ontology annotation, molecular function: ATP binding; protein kinase activity. The record is from RefSeq and is a predicted model, not a curated record.